Papaver somniferum (opium poppy) is the source of this 2685-nucleotide messenger RNA. RefSeq lists its product as uncharacterized. Bases 1 to 2685 code for a protein of 894 amino acids. The transcript is spliced from 4 exons. Lineage: Eukaryota; Viridiplantae; Streptophyta; Magnoliopsida; Ranunculales; Papaveraceae. The record is from RefSeq and is a predicted model, not a curated record.
AUGGUAAGUGAUUGUUGGAAUGCACCGGUUACAGGAUCUCCUCCUUUUAUUUAUCGUUUCAAGCUCAAGAGGUUAAAAGCUGUUAUGAAGGAUUGGAAUUUACAUGUUUUUGGCAAUAUUUUUGCUAAGCUAAAACAAGCUGAAUUGACUAUGGAAGUGGCUCUUCGUAUUUCGGAUGAGGAUCCAGAGGAUAUAACUAAGCUGAAUUCGGCCAAGGAGGCUUCAGUUAUUCUUCAGGAAAUUCGUUCUCAUCAUGUUACUAUGCUAAAGCAAAAAUCACGUAAUAAAUGGCUUUUGGAGGGAGCUAGUAAUACUUCUUUCUUUCAUGCUAAUAUCAGAAUGCGCAGGAGUAGUAAUAUGAUUUCGGAGUUGGUGGAUGAUAAUGGGGCUGUUAUUACUGAUUGUGAUCAAAUUAGAGACUAUACGGUUUCUUUUUUUGAGUCAAAGUUUAAUGGUGAUGAGUUUCCUAUUGAUGAGGAGCUUUUUAAUUAUGAUCAUAACAUCAUCUCGGUGGAGGAUAGUCAGAAAAUGGAUGAAAUUCCUUCUAUGGAGGAGAUUAAGAAUGCUGUUUUUGAUUUGGGUGCGGAUAGUGCGCCAGGGCCGGAUGGUUUCUCUGGUUGUUUUUAUAGGCAUUGUUGGGACGUGGUGCAAUAUGACCUUGUCAGAGCUAUCACGUACUGUUGGCAGCGCCAAAUCAUUGCUCAUGGUGCUAAUUCUAGUCUUAUUAUUCUUCUUGCCAAGGGGAGGAACAUUCAUGAAAACAUUACUGUGGCGUCGGAGAUGAUCAAUGAUCUGAAAACAAAACGUAAGAAUGGCAAUUUGGGGUUGAAACUGGAUAUUACUCAAGCUUUUGACACGGUUAGUUGGUCAUUUGUUUUAGAGGUUUUUCGAAGGUAUGGUUUCUCUCAAAAUUGGUGUUCUUGGAUUUUGGCUAUUCUUAACUCAGCAAGGAUUUCUAUUCUUCUUAAUGGAAGUCCAGAGGGUUUCUUCAAAAUCAAUAGAGGUCUUCGGCAAGGCAAUAUGAAGAGUCUGCAUAACCUUCUUGCUUUGCUUGGUAAAUACCAAAGUGCCUCGGGCCAAACUGUCUGUCGUCAAAAGAGUAAGAUUUAUUAUGGUGGUGGUUCUUUGAGUCGCUGUGGGACUAUCACUAAUUUACUGGGUAUGGAAGUUACUACUUUUCCGGACAGGUAUUUGGGAGUUCAAAUUAUGCCUGGAGCAGUUAAGUAUCGUCACAUUUGUAAUGUGAUAGAGAAAAUUAAGAAUCAACUUUCGGUUUGGAAAGGUAAGUUACUUUCUUUUCAAGAUAGAGUUGUUCUUAUCAAUUCAGUGAUAGCGAGUUAUGCUAUCCACAACAUGGCGGUGUACAAAUGGCCUAGAAAAUUUGUUCAACAGGCUGAAAGAGUUAUUCGUAAUUUUCUUUGGUCGGGUGAUGCUGAUGUUGCAAGGAAAUUUGUUGUUGGAUAUCCAAAGGUUUGUUGUCCGUUGAAGGAAGGGGGUCUUGGUAUAACCAGCAUGGUUGUUACUAAUAAGGCUCUUCUAAUGAAGCUUUGGUGGAGUAUUCGUUCUUCUAACAAGAAAUGGGCUCGUUUCUUAUGGGCGAAAUUUACUACUAAGCAGGGUAGUAUAAAGCUUUAUGGGGUGAAUUCUUCUAUUUUGCCGGGCAUGAAACUGAUUCAUUCUAUUGUUGACAAGAAUACCAAGGUUCUAAUUGGGGACGGGAGGUCUACAUCUCUUUAUUUUGAUGUUUGGUAUGGUAAUGAGUGUAUUGCUGAUAUGCUUAAUGAAUCUGACUUGGACAGAAAUGUCAAGGUCAGUGAUAUUAUUGUUAAUAAUGCUUGGAUGAUGCAGGGAGAUCAUAUUCAGAAUUUGGUCCGUGCGGGUGUGGAUCUUUCAAAUUUGCCGUUGUUACAAGGAGGGAAUGAUUGUAGAGUUUGGAUGCCGGAGAUGAAUGGCCACUUUUCAGUCUCUUCAGCAAAGAAUAUCAUUAGAAGGGCCUAUCCAAAAUCAGCAAUUUAUGGUCUUUUGUGGAGGAAAGAAAUUCAUCCCAAAUUGGCUGCUCAGAAUUGGAAGAUAUGUCGUGAGGUUUGUGCAACUCAAGACAAGAUCAGGAGUAGAUUCAAAGUUGAAAUGGCCAACAAAUGUUACUUGUGCAACAUGGAGGAAGAAUCUUUGGAGCAUAUUAUUUGGAGUUGUACGUUUGCAACUCAUAUUUGGCAGUGGUGUUCAGGUUUGUUUAAUCUAACACCUUAUUAUGAUAUUGUGAAUUCAUAUAAAUCAGCAAAGGGUAGAAGUAUAAUUGUCAAGGAUUUAUGGCUUUUAGCUAUUUUGGUGAUUCGCUCGGAAUUAUGGCAAACAAGAAAUAUGGCAUGUUUUCAGAAUUCUUCUGUUAGCAUUCAUUUUUUUAAGAAGAGAGUGUUCUAUUUGAUUAGUGAAUCCGCUGGUCGUUUGAAGGGUUUCAUGCAUAAUACUACAAUGGACUUGGAUCUUUUGAACUUUUUCCGUGUGAUGCAUAGGAAGGUUAAGCAGGUUCAGCCAAUUGAGUGCUUUUGGAGUCCGCCAAAUAGGGAUGAAAUUUUAUUAUGUUGUGAUGGAGCAUCCAAAGGAAAUCCGGGUAUAGCUGGAGCUGGUGUUGUUCAGACAAGACGGCUAAAAGGGGAUGUUAUCUUCGUAAUGGUGAAGGUUUAA